This is a messenger RNA of Mercenaria mercenaria, 2143 nucleotides long. RefSeq lists its product as uncharacterized. Lineage: Eukaryota; Metazoa; Mollusca; Bivalvia; Venerida; Veneridae. Bases 38 to 1009 code for a protein of 323 amino acids. The record is from RefSeq and is a predicted model, not a curated record. The transcript is spliced from 3 exons.
ACGAUCUAAACUAGCUGUAAAUAAACACGCACAGAUAAUGUUUCGGAAUUUUUACGCAGAACAGAAUAUGGCAGACCCUAGAGACAGUUGGUAUAAGCCAAACCUACUGUACAAUAUUCAUUACAGACCACCUAACCCAUCAACACCGCCAAAAAUGAUUGUACUUACAAGGGAGUUCAACCCAAGUGUAUGUACUUGCGGUGAACACGGGUGUGCCCCACAUUACAGAAUGGAGAGGGAAGUUGUUUGGUCAAGUAAGAAGGUCAGAAACGAGGCAGAUAGGGAGCUAAAGGAAGAUAUUCAAGCUGAGAGAAGUGCCAAGGCGCAUAGGGAGCUAAAGGAAAGUAUUCAAGCUGAGAGAAGUACCAAGGCGGAAAGGGAGAUUAAGGAAGAUAUUCAAGCUGAGAGAAGUGCCAAGGAGCAUAGGGUGCUAAAGGAAGGUGUUCAAGCUGAGGGAAGUGCCAAGGAGCAUAGGGAGCUAAAGGAAGGUGUUCAAGCUGAGAGAAGUGCCAAGGCGCAUAGGGAGCUAAAGGAAGAUAUUCAAGCUGAGAGAAGUGCCAAGGCGCAUAGGGAGCUAAAGGAAGAUAUUCAAGCUGAGAGAAGUGCCAAGGCGCAUAGGGAGCUAAAGGAAGAUAUUCAAGCUGAGAGAAGUGCCAAGGCGCAUAGGGAGCUAAAGGAAGAUAUUCAAGCUGAGAAAAGUACCAAGGCGAAUAGGGAGAUUAAGGAAGAUAUUCAAGCUGAGAGAAGUGCCAAGGCGCAUAGGGAGUUAAAGGAAGAUAUUCAAGCUGAGAGAAUCGCCAAGGCGCAUAGGGAGUUAAAGGAAGAUAUUCAAGCUGAGGGAAGCCCCAAGGCGCACAGGGAGUUAAAGGAAGAUAUUCAAGCUGAGAGAAGUGCCAAGGCGCACAGGGAGUUAAAGGAAGAUAUUCAAGCUGAGAGAAGUGCCAAGGCGCAUAGUGAGUUAAAGGAAGAUAUUCAAGCUGAGAGAAGCGCCAAGGCGCAUAGGGAGUAAAAGGAAGAUAUUCAAGCUGAGGGAAGUGCCAAGGCGCACAGGGAGCUAAAGGAAGAUAUUCAUGCUGGGAGAAGUGACAAGGCGCAGAUGGAAAUUUCCGUCAACGUAGAUGAUGAUAGUAGUGAAGACGAGAUUGAAGACGACGAUCCCAAAAGUAAAGAUGACGAAGAAUGGAAGAUGAUUAAUGAUACCAGAAGUGGAUGCAGUGACAUAGAUGGUCUUUCCAACAGCUUGCCUAGACCGGAUGACCUUCCACAGCAAGAAAAACCAGUUACUGACGUUGGACUGGAGGAGACAGUUAACGAAGACUUUGGUUCAGCUUUUGGCAUCAUGAGUUUGUACUGUGACAGUGAACUGCAUACAUGGAACUGGAAGAAUGAGUUCCAUUGUCACUGAGCGAAGAGUGCAGUUGUGAAAUAUUACAGAUAAUUAUUUAUUAAAAUAUUUUGUUUAACUUUCUAUGUUAAAAUAGACGACCCAAUUUCUGCGACAGUCUCUUUUCAGUUGACCCAGCCCGAAGAUUUAUAUGUAAUCAACGUACUUAUCUUGAAAGUUUUAGCUCCAUUUAUGUCACGUUUUUCGGAAAGCACUCCCAUCCCCUCCCCGUGGCUCAUCCACACCGUGUUUAGGACCUCCCAGCGUACCUGAACUAUUGGUGACGGUUAAGGCUGCUACCUUAAAUUUUGCAAGUAUUACCAGGAGAUCUGAAUAACACAUGGCGGACAAUUUGUGCAUUAUUCUCGACCAGCGAAUUUGCCUAGAGUCUCUGUAUAUGAGAUGGGCGAAUUUUUGGGGUAAAUGCCGUUUUCAAGGCAGAUAACUCUUUUUCAAUACUGGUGACAUAUGACUUUUAAUGUAUAUCUUUGUUUCUUAGAUGAUUGUCCUUCAAUAUCCAAAGUUUGAAGAAAUUCUAUUGUUGGUAAAAAUUUGGCUCAUCUCCUAUACAGAGACUCUAGCGUACGCCUUAAAGAACAAGUCCAAUUUUUAGUGGCGACCAUAGAAGGAUGGAACAUUGUGUUGUUGAAACGAAGGAAAGAAUAGAGUGACAGUUAAACACAUCUCACAGUAGUUUACAAACUAAAAUUCCUCUAUGUCUUAGAAUGUUAAAGCAUGCUUUUUCUGCAUAAUAGUUUC